AGUCCACGUGGUGCACCGGAGUCGUAUUUUGGGACAGACUCGAGCAUCACACCGGAAAAAGGUAGAGAAGUUGCCCGUCAGUGUGAACUCCUCCCUUCCGUCGUCUGAUUGGUCUGAUUGCCCUUUCGCAAGGACUUCUGGGUUGGCAAAGUGCGCGAAGCCUGCUGCAGUGCGGGCUUCGCUGAAGACUAAAUCAAGGGGGCAAAGGAGGCGCUGAUGAGCACACUUCAAAGCUUAAAAAUGACAGAUGGGACACCCUACGGACUCGUAUACUAAGCGAGAACGCGCAAUUUAAGGCCACGAGACAAAAAGUCCACAUGAAGUGCGCCAUUUGGGACAGGGCCAGAGUAUACUGUUUGGCCAUAGGAUCCAGCGGCGAACGCGGUGGAUUGUGGGUUUUUUUUUUAGGAACGCGUAGUUUUCUUCACACUCCAUCACAGUAGAUGGCGGUUUGCACCUAUGAAGUUGGUUUGCAUUCCGCCAUAAAAACCUAAAGAAGAAGAAGAAGGAGGAGGCGAAGAAGAAGAAGAAGAAGAAGAAGAAGAAGGAGAUUGUGGGUCUACCCCAAGAUGGCCGCGUCAUUGUAGCCUAAUGAAAAUGGAUGCAGAGUUAUUUCACUCCCCUGUGGUGGGGCUUACAGAGGAGGAGGAGGUGGACAUGACUGACUGGAACCUUCCACUGGCUUUCAUGAAGAAACGCCACACAGAGAAAAUUGAGGGAUCCAAAGCUUUGGCUCAGAGCUGGAGAAUGAAAGACAGGAUGAAAACCGUAAGCGUGGCUCUGGUGUUGUGUCUUAAUGUUGGUGUGGACCCUCCUGACAUAGUCAAGACUUCACCUUGUGCCAGACUAGAGUGCUGGAUAGACCCUCUGUCUAUGAGUCCACAGAAAGCCCUGGAGACAAUAGGGACCAACUUACAGAAACAGUACGAGAACUGGCAGCCCAGGGCCCGCUAUAAGCAGAGUUUGGAUCCUACAGUUGAUGAGGUGAAGAAAUUGUGUACUUCACUGCGAAGAAAUGCUAAAGAGGAACGUGUUCUCUUUCAUUAUAAUGGCCAUGGUGUUCCACGACCCACUGUCAAUGGAGAGAUUUGGGUCUUCAACAAGAACUACACCCAGUACAUCCCUCUCUCCAUCUAUGACCUACAGACGUGGAUGGGGAGUCCCUCCAUAUUUGUGUAUGAUUGCUCCAAUGCAGGAAUCAUUGUCAAGUCAUUCAAACAGUUUGCGCUGCAAAGGGAGCAAGAGCUGGAGGUGGCAGCAAUUAACCCCAACCACCCAUUGGCCCAGAUGCCUCUACCUCCCUCCAUGAAGAACUGCAUUCAGCUAGCUUCUUGUGAAGCCAGUGAACUCCUGCCCAUGAACCCUGACCUCCCUGCUGACCUCUUCACCUCCUGUCUCACCACACCAAUCAAAAUUGCCCUGCGCUGGUUUUGUAUGCAGAAGAGUGCAAAGCUGGUGCCAGGAGUGAACUUGGACCUCAUUGAGAAGAUCCCAGGCAGGCUGAAUGACAGGAGGACACCACUAGGAGAGCUAAACUGGAUUUUUACAGCUAUCACUGACACAAUCGCUUGGAACGUCUUGCCAAGAGAUCUCUUUCAGAAACUGUUCCGUCAGGAUUUGUUGGUGGCCAGUCUUUUUCGUAAUUUCCUAUUGGCUGAGAGAAUUAUGAGGUCUUAUAACUGUACACCAGUCAGCAGUCCCAGACUACCACCCACAUACAUGCACGCUAUGUGGCAGGCAUGGGACCUUGCGGUGGACAUCUGCCUUUCCCAGCUCCCCACUAUUAUUGAGGAGGGCACAGCUUUCAGGCACAGUCCAUUCUUUGCUGAGCAGCUGACAGCGUUUCAGGUUUGGCUUACACUGGGUAUUGAGAACAGAAAUCCACCUGAGCAGCUGCCUAUUGUCCUGCAGGUACUCUUAAGUCAAGUACACAGACUGAGAGCACUGGAUUUGCUUGGGCGGUUUUUGGACCUGGGCCCAUGGGCUGUCAGUCUGGCCCUAUCGGUGGGGAUUUUUCCGUAUGUGUUAAAACUGUUGCAGAGUUCAGCGAGAGAGCUCAGGCCUCUGUUGGUCUUCAUCUGGGCAAAGAUACUUGCUGUGGAUAGUUCUUGUCAAGCCGAUCUCGUUAAAGACAAUGGACACAAGUAUUUCCUGUCAGUGCUGGCUGAUCCAUACAUGCCUGUGAGUGUUUUAUUGGCUGAGCAUCGGACCAUGGCUGUCUUCAUUCUUGCUGUGAUUGUCAACAAUUACAACACAGGACAGGAGGCAUGUCUGCAGGGUAACCUCAUUGCGAUUUGUCUGGAGCAGCUUAAUGACCCUCAUCCUCUCCUCAGGCAGUGGGUGGCUAUCUGUCUGGGUCGAAUCUGGCAGAAUUUUGAUUCUGCACGCUGGUGUGGAGUUCGAGACAGCGCCCAUGAGAAACUCUACAGUCUCCUGUCUGAUCCCAUACCAGAGGUGCGUUGUGGAGCUGUGUUUGCAUUGGGUACAUUUGUGGGCAACUCUGCUGAAAGAACAGACCACUCCACCACCAUUGAUCAUAACGUGGCCAUGGUGCUAGCACAACUUAUCAAUGAUGGCAGUCCUAUAGUGAGGAAGGAGCUGGUUGUUGCCCUCAGUCAUCUGGUGGUGCAGUAUGAGACUAAUUUCUGUACUGUGGCUCUACAGUUUAUAGAGGAAGAAAAGAACUAUGCUGUACCCUCACCUGCCAAUUCCACAGAGACCGGAAACGUUACCCCUGUCAGGGAAAGUCCCACCGUUCCUCGUUUACGAUCAGUAAACUCCUACACAAACCUUAGAGCUGCCACUACUGCUCGAACCCUCAACAAGAGCCUUCAGAACCUCAACCUCAACGAAGAGGGUGGUCCAGCAACAUUCUCUCCAGGCAACCUGAGCACCAGUAGCAGCGCCAGUAGUACCCUGGGCAGCCCUGAGAAUGAUGACUACCUCCUCUCUUUUGAAACCAUAGACAAGAUGAGGAGAGUCAGCUCAUACUCUUCCUUAAACUCUCUCAUUGGUGUGUCUUUUAACAGUGUAUAUACUCAGAUUUGGAGGGUACUACUGCAUCUUGCAGCUGAUCCAUUUCCAGAUGUCUCUGAUCUGGCCAUGAGGGUCCUCAACAACAUUGCAUACAAGGCUACCAUUAACGCUCGGACACAAAGAAUUUUAGACUCUGGAUCUCUAACUCAAUCAGCUCCCUCCAGCCCCACCAGCAAAGGAACACUCAUACAUCAGGCAGGCAUGCUGCAUUGCAGAUCCAAACGGUCUUCAUCUCCUUCCAGCGGAUCUCCGCCAAUGCCUGGUGCCUCCAGCUCCAGCCUCACCAAUGAAGUGCCCAAACCACCUAUCCGCGAGGGGCCACCAACUCGCCCGCCAUACACGCCUACACUUGGUGGUCAGGCACCCCACUCGCAGCAGUUCCCACGCACCAGGAAGAUGUUUGACAAGGGUCCAGAUCAGGCUGCUGAGGAUGGAGAUGAGACAGCCAUUCACCGGAGCUUCAUCAGUGUUAGUCUGCAGACGGGUGUGUGUGACUGGAGUGCAAAAUACUUUGCUCAGCCUGUUAUGAAGAUUCCAGAAGAGCAUGAUUUGGAAAGUCAGUCCCGUAAGGAAAGAGAAUGGCGAUUUUUACGUAACGCUCGAGUACGGAGGCAAAGCCAGCGAGUCAUUCAGAGAGGAGUGACAAGGUUAGAUGAUCAGAUCUUCAUCAACAGAAACCCAGGAGUGCCAUCAGUGGUGAAGUUUCAUCCAUUUAACUCCUGCAUUGCUGUAGCUGACAAAGACUCAAUCUGUUUUUGGGACUGGGAGAAAGGAGAAAGACUGGAUUAUUUUUACAAUGGAAACCCACGGUACACGCGCAUCACAGCUAUGGAGUACCUGAAUGGGCAUGACUGCUCUCUCCUCCUCACUGCAACUGAUGAUGGGGCAUUGAGAAUUUGGAAAAACUUUGCUGACCAGAGAAAUCCUGAGAUGGUUACAGCAUGGCAGGGGCUAUCCGACAUGCUGCCCAGCACACGAGGUUUGGCCCGACGUGUCUCAAUCUAUCUUGACAGAAGUAAGCAGGGAGGUGCAGGUAUGGUGGUGGACUGGGAACAGGAGACUGGUCUCUUGAUGACUUCAGGUGACGUGCGAGUCAUUCGCAUCUGGGACACAGAACGAGAAAUGAAAGCCCAGGACAUCCCAACAGGAGCUGACAGCUGUGUGACCAGCUUGUCAUGUGAUCCUCAGCGGUCACUAAUAGCUGCAGGUCUUGGAGACGGAUCAGUACGAGUUUUUGACCGCAGAAUGGGACCCAACGAAUGCCGUGUGAUGACGUAUAGGGAACAUGCUGGAUGGGUUGUGAAGGCACAUCUGCAAAAGGAGGGAGAAGGGAAUAUUAUCAGUGUCAGUGUGAAUGGAGAUGUGCGGUUCUUUGAUCCACGGUUACCAGAAACAAUCAAUGUCUUGCAGACUGUGAAAGGACUGACAGCACUAGACAUCCAUCCUCAGGCCAGCUUGUUCGCCUGUGGCUCCAUGAAUCAGUUUAUAGCAGUGUAUAACUCCAAUGGGGAUGUUAUCAGUAACAUUAAAUACUAUGAUGGUUUCAUGGGGCAAAGAAUUGGAGCCAUCAGCUGCCUGGCCUUCCACCCAUACUGGCCUCACCUGGCAGUGGGCAGUAAUGACUACUACAUGUCAAUCUACUCGGCAGAAAAGAGACUCAGAUAACAUCAUGACAUCUUUCUGACCCCUGCUUUACCAACCCCCUGCGUGCACCCACAUGUGAAGACUACAAUUAGUAUAAUUAUUAUCAUAAUUUUCAUUUUAAAAUGGAUUGUACACUUUUAGAUUGUACAUAAAGAUAGAAAAACAACUCAAUUCUGCAGUCAAAGCAGGCUGAUGAGUUUGGGACUGUAAACCUUUUUUAAACCCCUGCAGAAUCCGAAAAAGCAACCUGAAGAAGGGAUCUCUAUGAAGGAUGACAGACAUACAGAAGCUUCCCAGGUUUUGGGUUUUCACACUGGUGCCUGACUAUGAAAGAACUCAGAGAACUCCCUGAAGCCCUAUGUGUAGAACAAUGCUCUCAUGAAAAACUGACAGUCUAGCUGUAGAACUGUGUGUGCGUGUGCGUGUGUGUGUGUGUGUGUGUGUGUGUGUUGCACGUUAAGGAGGCUACAAAGAGCUAAUAGAUUCUAAAUGACCAUUCUAAAUGGCCGAUUACAGCCUCCCUCCACAUAUAAUUCCUUGAUUAACAUGCAUGUACACACGGUGCCAAAUCCUCUCCCUGUGCUGGGAAAGAAAUGCACAAAAAAGAGGGUAAAUGUCUAAAGGUUUUAACACAGAACUGUCAAGACAAUAAGAAAGGGCGAGGCUUUCGCAUCCAUUUUUCAAAACUGGGCCAUGCUGUUUCCUCAAGAUUUUUUGUUGUUUAUUGCAUUCAUGGUUCCUAUUUAAAAUUCAGUUAGUUGAGUAACACUGACAGUUUUUCCGAACAUUCGAUAUCCAACAGGCAACUUCGGUAUGUGUGACAUGUUUGUGUUUUUGUUGGGCAGUGAGAACUGGCCUGCAAAGCACACACCCAUCUACCUGACUUUUUUAUAAGCCGCUGUUUUCACAGCACUUUCUCUAUAAUGAACAAUGAACAUGUCCUGGUUACCCAAAGAAUGAAGCAGUAUGACCCACAAUCAAUAUCAUGUUUUCGCAGGAAUAAAACUAUUUACUUAAAGCUUGGGGUAAUGCAACAAUAAUCAUAAUUUGGUUUGAAUUAUUGUAAAUUUAGUACCUCAUCUCCUGUAUUAUAUAUAUUUUUUUCAUUUCUAUUUUCCCAUAAUCUGGUUAUUAAAAAAUAUCUUUAUUUAUAGAAUUAUUUUUGUUACCAGUUAAAUGGGUUGAUGGAAUUUGUUUUAUUUUUAACGAGCAACAUUUUUACCUUGCCAUCGUUUAUCUGCUCAUUUUCAGAAAUUAUGUUUUUCAUGAUUUGGAUGCCACUCAUAUGCUGUUAUCAUGCAUUAAUCCUAAAGGAAAUAUUAGAUUUGUUUGCAACAAAAUGAGAAUGUAGUUGAGCACCUAUCAAUGGAUUUGUAUGCUAAGGGACUAGGGAGGUACUUUAUCUUCAUGAUAAUAGAAAUCUUUACGAUUCUACUAAUCCUUAAUAUUUUGUAUAUUUAAGAAUCUAUUACAAUAAAUGUAAACAAGCAGGUGUUUUCUGUGGCUGUACAAUGCUUUUUACCAUAGUUUAGAAUAACCAAGGAAAUCAAUCAAAUAAACCAGAUGCAUAAAUCUCAUAUUUGCUUGUCUUUUUAGUCUUCCUUUCAUCCCUGCCCUUUUGCAGUUAACCCCCUAUCAUACUUUUCUUAAUUUAGUAUAAAUCCUUGGGUGGGGGGUUGCAUCCUUGUAUUCAUUGAUUAGAUAAACCACAUUAUUAUUAUUUAUUUUGUCAUUGUAACUAAAUUGGUUAAGUUUAAGUAACAUAAAAAUAUUUGUUGAUUUGACAAAAAUGCUGCAUAUUUUUAAAGUGUACAGUUCCAUCAGGGAAAACCCAGUUUACUUAGUGAAUUGCAUUAAUUAUUUGCUCGCCUUUUUUAAUAUACUGAUGGCAAAAGGUAAGACGUGUUUUUAUAUCACGUUCUGUUAACUGUGAAUUUUAUUUAAUAAUUUAGUGUGUACAUUAGGUCUCUUAACUAAUGUCAUGUGCUAUAAAACCUGUUCUUAAAAAUCUGUUGAUUGUCACAGUAUAAAUGGCGGAAUGUGUUUUUGUCAACAUUAGCUUGAAGAGAUUUAGUAGAUCUGUUAAAGUUUGUUUUGCUUACGUAUUGUAACCUGUAAGUCUGUACAUGUCCAUGUCAUUUAUACUUUUAGUUUGGUGAAUUUUCUGGACACUUUGUUUAAAUACCUAUAAUGUGGUUUAAUAGUUCUAUUAUUUGGAAAUGUUGUUGUAUGAUCAGAGGAAAUUAUGCCAUAACCUAGGUUUUUUGUGAAACGCCGUUAAUUGUCUGCAUCCAUGUGCACAGCAAUGUCUAUGUUCUCUGAUUUGUUACCAGGGGAGGAUCUAGAAAAUUAUUUAUGGGGUGGCAUGAGAACUAUGACACUGAAGUCUCCAUGCGUGGUUCUUGUGGAUUUAAAAAAUUAAAGGAAUAGUUUACUUUCAUAAAAAAAUCUAUAAUUUACUCACCCUCAUGUCAUUCAAGAUGUUUCGGUCUCUCUUUGCUCAGUCAAGAAUAAUUUACAUUUUUGAGAAAAAAAUUAAGUUACAAACAGGGGCGUCGGACUGGGGGUAAAACCAGUACUGAUUACCAGGGCCCCAAAGGAAGAGAGGGCCCUUGAAAAGUCUG
This is a messenger RNA of Paramisgurnus dabryanus, 7304 nucleotides long. It is a transcript of the gene rptor, whose product is annotated as regulatory associated protein of MTOR, complex 1. Gene Ontology annotation, biological process: TORC1 signaling; positive regulation of cell growth; cellular response to amino acid stimulus. Gene Ontology annotation, cellular component: cytoplasm; TORC1 complex. The record is from RefSeq and is a predicted model, not a curated record. Gene Ontology annotation, molecular function: protein binding; protein-macromolecule adaptor activity. NCBI's taxonomy places the organism in Eukaryota, Metazoa, Chordata, Actinopteri, Cypriniformes, Cobitidae.